GAUAUAUAGAGAAAGAGAGAGAGAGCAGCUGCGUUGUUUCUCCUUGUUCAAUUCCUACGAUCUCCAGUUCUCUAAACCUCAUUUUCACUCUCUGCAACCUAGGUUUCCACUCCUGUUAAGAGAGAGAGAGAGAGAGAGAGAGAGAGAGAUGGGAAACUGCCAAGCAGUGGACAAUGCAAGUCUGGUAAUCCAACACCCCGGCGGCGGGCGAGUUGACAAGCUUUACUGGCCGGUUCCUGCUACCGACAUCAUGAAGAUGAAUCCCGGCCACUACGUCGCCCUCCUCCUCACCACCACCACCUUCAACCCCGCCGCCGCCGCCGCCGCCGCUACAAACGACAACAAGAACAAGAACAACAACAUCCCAGUUCGCAUUACCCGCAUUAAGCUGCUCAAGCCCACAGAUACUCUCCUUCUCGGCCAUGUUUACAGACUAAUCACCACUCAAGAGGUAAUGAAAGGGUUGUGGGCUAAAAAGAAUGGAAAGAUGAAACAGCUGCAAGCGGAGCCAAUAGAGAAGCAGCAAAAGAUGAGACCAAAGCCAAGUUCAGAUUCCCAGACAGGACUUAUUGCAAGAUCUGAGAAUAAGGAGCACUGUAAUCAGGUAAAACAUAGGUCAGGGGGAAACUCAUCUGCAGCCAAAUGCAAAGCAUGGCAACCAUCUUUGAACAGCAUCUCUGAAGCUGCAACCUGAUUUUGAUUGCUAUAUAUAUAUAUAUAUGUUACUGUGUAUGAGAUUCUGAUCUGGUGUACUUUGUGUCGAUCUUAAGUUCAGGAAAUGCCUAGUUUUUAAUUGGUUUUGUUUCUAGUGAUUCAGAGAUGAGAUGCAGAAAUCACAUCAAACAAAAAAAUUGUAUAGCAAAACUCUAAUCAUAUUGUUAUUGCAUCAUUUA
Messenger RNA from Ipomoea nil (Japanese morning glory), 893 nucleotides. RefSeq lists its product as uncharacterized. NCBI's taxonomy places the organism in Eukaryota, Viridiplantae, Streptophyta, Magnoliopsida, Solanales, Convolvulaceae. Bases 149 to 694 code for a protein of 181 amino acids. The transcript is spliced from 3 exons. The record is from RefSeq and is a predicted model, not a curated record.